Messenger RNA from Cylicocyclus nassatus, 3646 nucleotides. The record is from the annotation of a GenBank genome assembly. NCBI's taxonomy places the organism in Eukaryota, Metazoa, Nematoda, Chromadorea, Rhabditida, Strongylidae.
GUUUCAACUGGGUUACAUUGAUCCUGGACCGGUCAUCCUUUUGGUCCGAAUAGUAGAAAAUUGGAUCAAAAAAGUUCGGUGUCAUGGUGACUGAAAGGAGGUGAAGUUGUGGAGAUGCGUUCUAGUCAUAAGUCAUUUGCUCCUAAUCAGCCUAUACUCUCAUAUAAUACAGCAUCACCUCUGACUCGAAGUGGGUCGAGUAGCGCCAGGCCGUUAAAUCGUUACGAUCAGCUUUCUAAUAAAGCACAGCAGAAUCAGUACAGGGACCGAGGAUCGUUUCUACGAGAAACAAGUAGAGAAGAGGCAGUGACAGAUUAUGCUGCUCGAUCAAAAGACGUCCGCCGAUCAUCCGACGAUAGAAAAGCUCAAGAUGGCGCCACAAAUUCGAGAAUUCCUCGUAGCGAAGAAACCAACGCUCUCUUGGAACGUUAUGGAGUCAGAAAAUCUUCAAAUGCUCAAACUGCUGCGCAAACUUAUCUUCAACAGCGCAGACAACAACAGCAGCAAUCAACUCCAGAUCCAGGGACUUCUGCAAGGAGAAGCCUAGAAGGUGGUGGUAGUACAUCAACAAUGGGCGACGUGGUGCCUAAAGCGGAACUUCCCAAAUUCAAAGAUCAAAAGCAAACCAGUCAGGAGGAACAAAUUACACAAAGCGAAUAUAUAGCUCGGUUACUGGCAGCGCAUAACCGCGUGGAUGAGCUGCUUAAAUCUCGAGGUUUAAGUGCUGAGGAUGAAUCCAAGUAUUUACGUGCUUGGAAGAGGAUACCAAUCCUUCGCAAACAGAAUAGAGUUCCGACGACUGGUAAUUCAAGCGAUUCUGGCCUUUCUACAGACGACGAGAGUGAGCCGAGUACCUCGGAAAGCUUGAAAGUAAAAGACGUAAGCUAUAAUGAAGAUAUCAUAAAACAAGAGGUGUUCGGAGAAUGCAUGAUAGUUAUGGCGAUUCCACCUUCAACACUUCGUUCUUCGUUGACUUGUCGACCAGCGACUACAAAAUCUGCCGACGCAUCCUUUUCGUUCGGUCGCAAACCGUCAUUUAGGCCAUUGUCGCGAUCUCGAACUGUGAAAAUUCAUCAUAUAGAAGAAAAAGAGUUUGUUUGCUUAUCUUCUUCCUAUGCUGUGCAGGGAACAACACAUUCCCUCAAGCGAAGGCAACAGUCCGCUGCGGUGACUAAAGUGAUGCCAUGUGUAAGAAAAGGAGCUCCGAUCAAAGCAGUAUUCAAGGCAAAAUCAGUAAGGUUCAAAGAAACUCCAGUUGAUCUCGAACUUGGUGAACCAAGCAAACUUGAGAAGGUUCACUCCGAAGUGAAAUCGCAUUUAAAAACAAGGCUAGUAAAGCCAGCUCCAGUUGUAGUACAGCAGAAGACUGUGCUUUCAAAUUUAGUAUGCAGAGCAAAGUCAACCAUUCCCUCCAAUGCGGAGAUAUCAAUACAGCACUGCAGUUUCUAUCAGGUAGCGGAAAAAGCCAUACAAGCUCCACCUGAGAAGAACGUCAGGCUCAACCUGAGACUCACAGAGCGUGCACCUAAAAAUUGCUCUACAGUAAUUGCUCUGCCCACAACGACGCGCCCACAGUUCGCACAUCUGGCUAUAAGCACUGGAAGAAGGAAGGUUUUGCGGCGCUCAAAAACUGUAGAGAUAGGCCCCGAAAGAGCCACUGACAAACUACAGCGUUCGCUAAGCGCAGAGAGACAAGUUGGUAAGCUUCAUCGUUCUUUAUCUCCUGAGAUCGCAAAGGAGUCAAAACAACAGAGAAAAGUGAAUCGCUUGGUCAUCCCCGACUCGUUCUUGCAUCUAACAGAAUUCAAAAACUUUACAUCACAAGAAAAGAAUGAAAUGAAAGGAAAGAACGAUUUAGAACCGCCAAAGGAAAUCUCAAAAGGACAAACAGAGGAAACAACGAUUCUAGCCCCUGCCUCUGAGAAGCCAAAGAGAAAAAAUGUUAUUCGACGAAGAACACCUCCGAGCACAUCGACGACUAGUGACAUACUCAAAUUGAAAGACGGAAUUUCUGUUAGAUCACAAAUAGCUCCACCUACCCGUGUGACCAUCAAAGCACAGAAAAAUGAACUCAAAAUAGUCGAACCCACUCAUGUAUCCAUUAAAGAGCAAAAAGAUGAACCCAAGACAGCUUCGACAGCCACCAGCAUCCGAAAAACCUCUUUAAACUUUGGUGGCUCCCUAGAUCGUGCCGCGACAUCUAGGGCGGCCGUAACUCAUCGAGAAUUCGAAAUCGCGGAGAUGUCGCCGACAGAUCGCGCUUUAGUUGAGCAAUUUAGACAGAAGAAGCAUAUUCCUCGACCAAAGGUGCUCCCACAUGCUUCACUUCCUUCUCCUCCAAUAACUCCAACGAUACCGCCCAAUCAACUUCCCGUGCCAAAGCAGGCAGAAUUUAUGCGUUUCCCUACGCCACCACGCAUACCUCUGCAGACACCUCGACAAUCGUCGCCAGGCGCUGCUGCGAUUUGCUUAAGAAGGGUGUACCGCACAGUGAAGCAGCUAUCAACAAAGGAGCAUUUCUUGGAAUUUCCAACCUUGAAAAAAGUGGAUCACACCCCAAAACCUCCACCGAAACUUAGGCGAUCUCAAACAUGGACUCCAAGCUGGAGAAGAAGUGCUGCCGACGAAGAAAGUGGAAAAAAGAACGAGGAAGUGGCGCUCUCAAAGGGUGAUACCGUCAAAGGAGCACUGAUUAGUGGCAAUGGCAACGUAGAAACCGUGAGAUCCACUGCCGCUAAACAGAAGCCCCAGACCAAGGAGAAACUGAAAACUCCCCAAAACUUCAAGGAAAUCCUGUGUGCAGAAAAGAGGAAGGAAGGGUACGUCAAGGAGAUAAUUAACAGACAAGAAAAACCAAGACUGGAAAGCAAUGAAGCUGAACGUCGAAAACAGGACGAACAACGUAGUCCCAUCAAGGAAGGACGGGAGUUGGCACAAGAAAAGAGAACGUCCAAAAGAGGAGAGAGCGGAUGCAAGCAGCAAAGUUUCUCUCAACUGGUCGCUACGGCGGGGAGAUUUAUCACCAACAGAGGUAUCAAUAAAGGUGUCAGUGAAAAGGCAGCGAAAAUAGCCAAAGUACAGCAGACGGAUGAGAAGAAAAUAAACCCUCGCAAUGUCGAGAAAAAAGUCCCACUUACAUACAAGCUGACAGAUGUUCAUUCUACAAAAACCGCAAAUCUGCCAGAGCGAACGGCAAGCUCGAAGCAAAAAACCUCCCUGCUGAAGAAUCCAACUAAGGUCAAGUUCUGAGUUGACGAGCUCGAGCUCUAUUUGGUUGAACCUCCUCUUCACCCACCAAGUUUAAACGACGAAGAAAUUGGAUGUUAUUUAAUGGCAUUACAUUACGUUACUAUAUAAGGAGCUGGGCUUCUAGAGCAUGCAAGUCUUGAGUUGUUGUGUGCACCUGUUCAGCUCUUAUCUCCUACGUUUUUUCUUCUAUGGAUGGUUGUUGCAACAUUUUUCACAGAAAUUAAAGUCUUUGUAGCAUUGAUUACUCCUUCGUCGCCAAUUAGCGACUUCUGGAGGAGUGAUGAAAUCGAGCAAUGAAACAAAGCAAUACCCAGAUUAGGUUCCAGUUCUCUUAUCGUUGUACAUUUCAGUUAUUUAUUCUCUCAUGUGUGUGAAAAUGGUUUGAACCAAAUAAAUG